This is a messenger RNA of Sitodiplosis mosellana (orange wheat blossom midge), 1925 nucleotides long. RefSeq names its product zinc finger protein PLAG1-like. NCBI's taxonomy places the organism in Eukaryota, Metazoa, Arthropoda, Insecta, Diptera, Cecidomyiidae. Gene Ontology annotation, biological process: regulation of transcription by RNA polymerase II. Gene Ontology annotation, cellular component: nucleus. Gene Ontology annotation, molecular function: RNA polymerase II transcription regulatory region sequence-specific DNA binding; zinc ion binding; DNA-binding transcription factor activity, RNA polymerase II-specific. The transcript is spliced from 4 exons. The coding region runs from base 229 to 1830 and encodes 533 amino acids. The record is from RefSeq and is a predicted model, not a curated record.
UUGAAAUAAAUAAGUGAAGAUUUUAAAUGUUGCAUUUUUUUGUUACCAAUAAUUCGUACAUCCUCACCCGUGUCGCCAUCUAGUAUGAUGUGAUUGAAAGGCUGACUGUCAAAGUGUGCGGACGCAAACUCUCAAUCGGUUUGGUCACACAAUCGGAUUUGUUUAUUUUGAUUUUGAGCUGUUGCAUUUGGAGGAAAUAAGAAAACAGGUUACGACUGGCCAUUUACCAUGUCGAAACAGUGUCGAUUAUGUGCAAAAUUCACCGAAAGUGCCAUCGAUUUAUUCCUUGAACAUGAAAACACUCUACUCACAAACAUCAAUCAUUUUCUGCCAAUCAAUAUAUCCAAGGUGAAGGAAUUGCCAUCAAAGAUUUGCUGCAAAUGUGUCGACCGAUCCAAUGCAACACAUUUGUUCAUCCAGGAAGUUCUAUUGGCGCAAGAAGUGUUUGGAAUAUCCACCAAUACUUCGGCACACAUGGCAGGAGCAACAAAUAGCGUCAUGUAUGGUGGAAUAACCAUAAGUUCAAUGAACCAAACAACAAUAAAUGUUCCAUCGUCAACGAACAAACGUAAAAAGGUGCAAAACGUGUCGGAAACAUUGAGAAAACUGAAGAAAAUGCAAACCGGUAAUUUGACGAUAUCCAAGAGAAUUGUGCAAGGUCCAAAGCCGAUACGAAAAUGCAAAAAAGAGCCAAAAACUUAUAAAGAAGAAGGGGAAGAUAGCGAGGUCGAGUUCGAUCGGUGCGAUGACGAAGAUAAUGAUCCGAAUUUCGAUGGUGGUAGAGCCCAUGAGGUCAGUGAGUCCGACGACAAUUACGACAAUGACGACGAUGAUGAUGAUUACAAGCCGCUCAGUAGUUGGGUCAAAUCGAAUAAGAAGGCUAAAUUGAGUAAACCGGCCACUAACAUGAAUGAUUCCAACCAGAAACUACCUCAGUUCGAUGCAAAAACCGCAGACACAAGUCCGAAAUUCAAGGCUCUUAAAAUCAAUGCACCGCCGGUGUUUCUCUGUAUGAAGUGUAAAAAUCGAUUUGAUUCACUGAUCGCCCUGAAGCAGCAUGUAUUCCAGAAAAAUUCCUGCUCAGUAACCCAGUUGACCUGCAAUGUGUGCAACAAAACGUUCGAAAACAAGAAACGAAUGUCACAGCAUAUGAAGAGUCAUGAGGAAAAGGUCAAAUUUAUAUGCGAUAAAUGUGGAAAGAUGUACCACCAACAGUUCAAUUUGGAGAAUCAUAAAUCCGCACAGCACGGCGAAUAUUUGGACGAACAUCAAAAUGUGUACAAGUGUCGUUUGUGUAGUGCAAAAUUCGAUAAUCGCACCGAUUUGUACACACACAUGAAGAACCAUGCAAACGAUAAUCAAGAACUAUUGUGCGAUACCUGCGGAAAGUGUUUCAAGAACAACCACAAUCUCAAGAAUCACAUGAGAACGCAUCUAAACCUACGCCCGCACGAGUGCACUUUUUGCCCCAAAAAAUUCCGAACAAGACUUCUGCUCAAACAGCAUCUACACGUACACACUGGCAUCAAAGAAUUCCAAUGCAGCGUAUGUGCAGCAUUAUUUGCCAAACGCGAUUCGCUGAGAAGCCACAUGCGGAAACAACAUCCGGACUAUCAACCCAAUAAAACCAACGAUGCGAUCAAAGAAUCUGAGGUACCCGUGAAUAUUAUCGAAAAGCCUCCAAAUGGUGAUUCAAUGCCAAUCGAUUCAGCAACAAUCGAUCAAGUGCCAAACCAUUCAGCACCAAUGAACUCGGAGCCAACUGAUUCAAUGCCCAUUAGUUCAUUGCAAUCAAUUCUAGGCAAUCAGUUGUUGGAAUCAAAGAAUUAGAAAUUUGUAUAUUAAAAAACGAACUCUCUGAAAAAAUUGUAAAAUGUUGAGAAAACCAAAUAAAAAUAACAAAUCGAAUUGAAUCGAAUGAAAAA